Messenger RNA from Patiria miniata (bat star), 2458 nucleotides. RefSeq names its product prolyl endopeptidase-like (gene prepl). The coding region runs from base 20 to 2293 and encodes 757 amino acids. Gene Ontology annotation, molecular function: serine-type endopeptidase activity. Lineage: Eukaryota; Metazoa; Echinodermata; Asteroidea; Valvatida; Asterinidae. Gene Ontology annotation, cellular component: Golgi apparatus; cytoskeleton. Gene Ontology annotation, biological process: proteolysis. The record is from RefSeq and is a predicted model, not a curated record. The transcript has 15 exons.
AACAUCAUUCAUCAAGAUAAUGAAAGCCCUUUGGAGGUUCUUCUGUCCUUGGAUGCCAUGCAAUCAUCAACUGGUACAUCUUCAAGGACUGGGAAGGCAAUCUCAUCAGUUCCCAAGAUGGAGGUUGGUGAGAUGUUGCAGUAGCAGCAGCAAGGAACCAGGGAGUUUCAUCUGGCCGGCAGCCAAGCGACAAGCCAGGCAGACUGUCCAUCAUGGACAAAAAUUGGUGGACCAUUACACAUGGAUGCAGGCUGGAUUAACACAGGAUGUUCAGAAUUACAUUGAUCAAGAAUCAAGGAUGGUGGAAACCUUGACUCACGAGACCCAGGACUUCCAGUCAUGGAUCAUGAGGCAGCUGGAAGAUUUAGAGAAUGAAAGUAAGACAACAGAAAUGCCAACAGUGAUGAAUGGAGUUGUUUAUUUCAGAAGAUUUGAGAGUGACUCCUGGCAUUAUUACAGAAGGCAGACCAUGGGGAACAGUAACACGGAUACUGCAGAGCAUAUUCUGGACACGGCUUCGCUUACGGAGUUGUAUGGCUAUCCUGUAGUCCUCUCAACCGUGACGAUAUCGCCUGAUCAGAACUACAUGGCAUUUGUAGUGGAAACGUCGGCAUCGGAUACCUAUGACGCCCACAUUUUUCAGCUUGGAAAGAAUGGAGCUGAAUUCGUUGACAGGCUGAACAAUAUUUUAUCUGUUGAAUUUGCCCACCAUGGUGUCUUGUACUACACCAGGAUGAAGGGUUUGAGAGCAGGCCACGUCUGGAAGCAUCAAGUUGGUCAAGACGUGUCCCAAGAUAAGAUGAUACUGGAGGAACCUGAUGAAAAAUACUUUGUGGACUUGUCCCAUACCAAAGACAGACGUUACAUCACUAUCAACCUCAACUCUACCACUACCUCAGAGGUGCAUCUGCUAGACAGCCUGGACCCAGACGCAGCUGCCAGUCUAGUAUGCCCCAGGCAGGCCGGGGUGCAGUACUUUGUGGAACAUUGCCAGGGUUUGCUGUAUGUUCUGACCAACGCCGGCGACGAUAAUGACGGAGAAUACAGACUAGUGGCCUGCCCAGUUUCAGAGCCAGGCAACCUGAGGAGUCUGACGUCGCCAGGCUGUCGCAUCAUUUACGCGCCGGGGAAGACCUGGCACAUACAGGACAUGGAUGUGUUUACAGAUCACUGCGUGCUCUGUGCAAUGGCAGGCACUUUGCCAAGGAUUGUUGUAAUACCAGCAGAUGCCAAGAAACGGCCAACAAUUGUUGAGGUUCCAAGGGAAUUCUGCCAGAUAACCCCUGGGCCCAAUGCAACUUGCGCUGCCCAUGACUUCCAGUUUUCCCUCUCGUCUCCUGUCCAUCCAACCACCAACUACUGUCAUGAAAUCAAGAACACAAGCUAUCUGAAGGUAAUACUCAAUAAUAGUGAAGAUGGAGAGGUCAAGAGGAGGUCAGGAGGCAGUGUCAAGAGGACUGUGGGAAGGAAGAUCUGUACGAGACUGGAGGCAGUAAGUAAGGAUGGUACACUGGUCCCCAUCACAGUAUUUCACAGCGACAACGUCAAGCCUUUAUCAGGCAGUAACCCCAUGCUGGUCUGCAGCUACGGUGCUUAUGGCGUAAGGCUAGACAUGAGCUACAAUCAGCAGACUGCGGUACUAGUGGAGCUUGGUUGGGUGGUAGCCUAUUGCCAUGUCAGAGGUGGUGGAGAUCUUGGAGUACAUUGGCAUCAUGCUGGCAGAGCCCUCAACAAAAUCAAGAGUUUUGAGGAUUUGGAGGCCUGCCUAUCUACUCUCCACCAAGCUGGUUACUCCCAGCCUACUUUGACUGCACUCCAUGGCAUCAGUGCUGGGGGCCUGCUAGUAGCAGCUGUCUGCAACCGAGCACCACAACUCAUCAAGGCUGCCGUAUUAGAGGUUCCAUACGUGGACGUUCUGUCUACCAUGCUGGAUCCCACUCUUCCCCUGACUCAACAAGAGACUGAGGAAUGGGGUGACCCGCUCAACGACCCGGAAGCCUUUGAUUACAUCAAGUCUUACUGUCCCUACCAGAACAUUGCAUGCCAGGACUACCCGUCAAUGUUGGUCACCACCUCCCUGGCCGAUACCAGGGUCCCUGUCUGGAUACCUCUGAAGUAUGUAGCCAAGCUGCGUCACAUGAUGUCUUCAUCAAGUCAUGUCCAUAAUUCUCUUCAUUUGUGGGUGCAUGAAGAGAGCGGCCACUUUGGGCAGUUCGGGGAGGCAGAUAUUUCUAAACAGGUUGCAGUCCAGAUAGCAUUCUUGUACACAUCUAUGGGACUCUGCAUGAACUGAAACGUUGCCAACCGUAACAGAGGAGGCCAGAACUUAGUCAUCAGAAGUCGUCACUGCAGCAUCGAGGGAGAUAUUGCGAUGAACUUCAAGAUACCAGGGCUGAGAUUGUGAGGAAGUAAAGUUAAGGUGUGAAAUUUGUCUGAGUUGUGGAUGCGAGCGUGCGGU